AUGAUUGUUCCUUUUUCGCUUGCAUAAUUCUUCAUUUGCUCUAUUGAAAUCAUGGGUUGGAUUUAGUUUUUCUUCAUGUUUUAUGUCACGACAUCUUGCAGUUGUGCUGAGUAUAUUGGUCUUAUAUAUUAUGAAAGUGAACGCCGUGCAGUUAGUCUUUGCUGUUUGCUGAAUUCUGAUUUAGUUAUCCCUUUGCAAUUCCACGUCCUUUUUACUAUAAUGAUAUUGGAUACAAUAAGGGGUUCAUAACUUUAUAGUUUACUCUAGCAAAUAAUGCAAUCAUCUUCAGUUAACAGACUGGAAUUUGAAGUUUAUUUCAUCGUAGUUAUGAUUGCAAACUCUUUGUGCUCUUCGUGAUAUUCUUGGCUAAGUAGUAUACAACAUUAAAAAGAACAUCAUUGUUACUUUAGAGCUAGCAAUGCUUGAUUUAAGUACUCAAGCGGUGACAGGGUGGGACUCUGGUCUCUUAGAAGAUCGCUUUUCUUUUGCCAAGGACUGUUGUAAUUUGUUUUUAAAUUUUCAGGCUGUUGUAAAGUAACUCAGAUAUAAUGUGACUUUUUAUUCAAUUUUUAGCAGAAGAGAGCAUCUCAACUCUUCUUAACUGUUGGACUAUGAUUGAGGUUAUGCCAGUGAUGCUUGUUUGUCCAAUUGAGGCCUUUAUGUUUAGUUAUGAAAGCCCUUUUUUUUUUUCAUUUUUUUUCUAUGAUUGACCACUUGUCUAGGCUCAAUUACCACCUCCUAGUAUUUUUACAUAGUUGCUUGCUUUGACCUGGUGCAUUUUCUGACUGGAUCAUUUGAGUGUUACACUGUCUUGUGCCUCCUGCUGUUGAAGUAGAUAUUUGAGAUAUUUCUUCUGAAAUCAUUUUAUUUAAGGUAACAUGGCCAAAAUCCAAGAUAUCUACUAGCUUGCAGUGGUCCAUCCCAAAUUACUCUGAAGCAAUGGACUUCUUGGAUCAUAUGAGACUUUUCUCUUUUGCACAGUCAAAUGCCAGUGCAUAGACGUGUAAACCUAGUCUCUUAUUGUCAAAAUGAACUCUUUGCUUUUUUUUUUUUUGACCUUUAUCUUAAUACCUUUGAUUUCUGAAACACUUGUGCUCAUGUGCAUGCCUUUAGCAAUGUCUUCAAUCUAUCUCAAUAGUUGUUAGUCCUGGGAUAAAGCUCUGAAGAUCAUUGAUAGCUGUUGCUCCCUGCAAAAAGAUCUGCAAUUGUCAUUUCAAUUCUUGAUUUUGAUGUUUAGUUGCCAUUUCAAUUUAAUUUCUAUUCUUUUGUUUUCCUACUCAUAAACCUUCUGUAAUUGAUCUUCCUUGUUCCUGUUGCUGCAUUUCGACAUUUAUGUGACAAUAUCUAAAUGCAAAAAUCGUCACAAAGUAAAGCAUAUGAUUUGUUCUUGUAUAAUUUCUUCUUGCCCACUGUUAGCAUUUUUCUUUCUAAAACCAGUGAUUGAUGAUGAGAUUUCGAUUAUAUUUCUAUGGCUCAUUGUUCAUGUUGCAUUAUGGUUGCAAAAUUUUGUUGCUAAUCAUGACCCACACUUUUGAACUAUGCAGUUGUGAAGAUUGACUGAAGAACAGGUUACGCUGUAUCACUGUGGAUGUUACUGGUACUCUCAUAGCUUACAAAGGGGAGCUUGGUGACUACUAUUGCAUGGCAGCUAAAGCUGUUGGACUGCCAUGCCCUGACUAUAAAAGUGUGCAUGAAGGUUUCAAGUUUGCAUAUACAGAGAUGGCAAAGAAGUAUCCGUGUUUUGGGUUUGCAGCAAAAAUGCCAAAUAUUGUAUGGUGGAAAACUUGUGUUAAGGAUUCAUUUGUCAGGGCAGGGUAUGAUUAUGAUGAGGAGACAUUUGAGAAGAUAUUUAGACGCAUAUAUGCUUCCUUUGGCUCAUCUGCACCAUAUACAGUUUUUCCAGACUCCCAACCCUUCCUAAGAUGGGCUCGUGAAAAGGGUCUUAAAGUGGGGAUUAUAAGCAAUGCAGAAUAUCGUUACCAGGAUGUGAUUCUUCCAGCCUUGGGUUUGAACCAGGGAUCCGAGUGGGACUUUGGUGUGUUCUCUGGUCUUGAAGGUGUAGAAAAACCAGACCCAAGGAUUUAUAAGAUUGCUCUUGAAAGGGCUGGAAAUAUUGCACCAGAAGAGACUUUACACAUUGGUGACAGCAUGCGCAAAGACUAUGUCCCAGCAAAGAGUGUGGGAAUGAAAGCAUUGCUAUUGGAUAGGUUCAAAACCCCUGAUGCUGUGGAGUGGAGAAAAUCUGGCGCUAUUGUUCUUCCUGACUUGGUGGCAGUGCAGGAAUUGCUUUCUUCAGGGAAGUUAACUUGUUAAGGGGCUUUUUUUCUGCCCGAAUGCUGUCAUCUGUAUAUUGUUUUAACCAUUUGGUUGAUAAAUAUGUGAUGAUAUCACUUACCAGUUACCAUCUGGUUUCUUCCUCUGAGUUUUCGUUUACAUGUCCUGUUUUCACACCCUAUGAGCAUCUAGAAUUUUGCUGUGAUUUAGUGGGGGGAAAAGAGGUGCAAAUUUCUUUAUCAAUAACAAUGUUAGUGUCUCUGGUUGUAGAAGAUGCUAUUUCUUUCUUCAGUCUCUAUUUUAACACUAUACACAUGCAACAGAAUUGAAGCCA
This is a messenger RNA of Theobroma cacao (cacao), 2608 nucleotides long. Lineage: Eukaryota; Viridiplantae; Streptophyta; Magnoliopsida; Malvales; Malvaceae. The record is from RefSeq and is a predicted model, not a curated record.